CGGCCGCGGCGCUUUACGGCCGCGCGGCGGAAGCGGCGGAGGCUCCAUGAGCUUUUACGACGCUUUUCGAGGCUUCUUCGGCUUCCCGGGGCGCGGUGGGAACCGGCCCCGGGAUCCGCUUUUUGGCUCCGCAGCGUGGGAUGAGGAUGAGGACGAGGAUGAAGAUGGCGUCGCCUCAGGCCUCUCUGAACCUCCGCAAGAUUUUCUCUUCAGCUUCGGCUUCAGCCCCAGCUUCGGCUUCAGCCGUGGUGGCUCCCGCGGCGCCUUCGAGGAGCUGUUCCGGGACAUGGGCGAACUCCUGGGUGCCCUCGGGGGGGCCUGGCCUGCGCUCCCGCCACCCUUGGAGCCCCCCCAGCCAAGCCCCCAGCGGCCGCUCCGGGAUUCCAUGUUGAAGCAGCCGGAUGAUCCCGCUCCCAGCGCAUCCCCGGGAGGCAGCGAGAGCUGCGUGGAGCCAGCGUGGCGCUGGAGCCCCUUCCUGGGGCUGGAAGAUGCUCCUCCAGCUCCUGCCCUCAAGGAGGACCAAGACCUGGACUCCCAGGUCUCCUCCGCGGGGCUGGGCACCAUCCUGAGGCCGGGCGAACCCGAGUCCCGCUCUUACUUCCAGAGCAUCUCCGUCACCAAAGUGACUCUUCCUGAUGGGGCGGUGGAGGAGCGCCGGACCGUGCAGGACAGCCAGGGCCGCCGGGAGACAACAGUGACGCGCCGGAGAGGUGACCAGGCUUUCAUCACCACCACCAAGGAGGAUGGGAAGGGCAAGGACUACCGGGAGGAGGUGGUCAACAUGGAUGACAGGGAGUUGGCGCAGUUUACGGAUGCGUGGCCACGGCAAGACAAGCUCUGCACUCCCAACUUGAGUGAUCCCUCGUCUGUGCUGGGCAGCUUCUUCCGCCGCUGGUUCUCCAGCUGGUAGCUGCACUGGGCUGAGCACCCGAUGGCUCCGAUCCUGCUGGGAGCUGGCGCCUGAGCCUUUUGGGAUGCAGGGAUGCUGCGGGGACACUCAUGGGGCUGCGCAGGGGGGUGUGUACAGAGCAAUAAAGUCUAUUUGUGCUAACGGCAAC
Cuculus canorus (common cuckoo) is the source of this 1058-nucleotide messenger RNA. It is a transcript of the gene HAX1, whose product is annotated as HCLS1 associated protein X-1. The record is from RefSeq and is a predicted model, not a curated record. Gene Ontology annotation, biological process: regulation of actin filament polymerization; negative regulation of apoptotic process. Gene Ontology annotation, cellular component: clathrin-coated vesicle; actin cytoskeleton; sarcoplasmic reticulum. The transcript is spliced from 8 exons. NCBI's taxonomy places the organism in Eukaryota, Metazoa, Chordata, Aves, Cuculiformes, Cuculidae. Bases 47 to 910 code for a protein of 287 amino acids.